Molecule: messenger RNA, 1557 nt
Organism: Mercenaria mercenaria
Lineage: Eukaryota; Metazoa; Mollusca; Bivalvia; Venerida; Veneridae
Exons: 2
Coding region: 138-1040 (300 amino acids)
Source: RefSeq, a predicted model, not a curated record
UAGUGUUUCUGUUUGUGUUAGUGGAAUACACACUAUUGCCUAACGGUUUAAUUGUAUUAUAUUUUAUUCUUUUACAAUCAUUCUACUACAAGUCGGCCGGCUUGGUGUUUAAUAACGUGCAUUGUUACCUAUGUAACAUGAAGACAAAUCUUGUUCCUGAGAGCUGCAGCCAAGACAUAACUAGAAGGUUCACAAAUGGAGGUCUCUUCACCCUUAUCAACCAAAACAGAUGGACAGCUUCCCAUGAUUGGAACAAGGAAGGAAAGAAGAAAUGCAUGACUCACCAAAUACUUGACCCGUUCUUUAGCCGCUGUAGGACAUUGUACUGCCCAAUGUUUUCCCUCCCAUUAAAUGGUCAGUGUGUACCCUUUAUGGAUUAUGACCUAAGUUAUAGACUCGUUGUGAGACUAGUUCUGUAUGAGCGUGUAAACAAAUCGGAAUCCGUCAAGAAGGAGCUGAUGUCACAGCAUCUCGCCAUUCAGAGAAAACUUGGCUUUGGACAAUGCGAUUUGUGCAGCGUUUUUAUGUAUCUUGAAAAGGAUUUUGAUGAGACUCGUCUACAGGAGAUUUAUGUAAGCUUCUACUUUAAGGUGACAAACAGAUGUAAUACAGAACGUAUGUGGUCCAAACUAAUCGCGAUUGAAAAAGCUUCGUCGUUUAUCAGUAUUGCACUCAAUAAGAAAAUGGAACGACUUGAGGUAUUUUGGUUCAAUGAAAUAAUAUGGAGAUCAGACCGCUACGAGAUAAUAUUAGCAAUCGGUUCACCCGCCUUUUGUCCGACACUCCAACAAGAAGGCGAGUUAUUCUGUCCUAAAGUAAAAUUAACGACAAUGGAGUAUGAAUCCGUACUGGAAAAGCACACCAACGCAAAAGAACUUUUGUUUGCACCAAACAAAGAAGAUAUGAACGGUACAAUUUUCGUCUGCUGCGAUGAUUAUAUCCUGAAGCAGAGCGCAAGAGGAGUUCAGAUGCAUGUCUCAAGCGCACUGAGUGUGAUGGCAAUAUUCUUUGGAACUCUAUUCAUUCAUUUCAGCUUAUAAAACAAAUGAAUACAUACCCUUAUGAAACUUGCUAUUUAUUGUGUAUUCAAUUUUCGUAUACAAAUAGGCAAAACAGCGCUAUUUAAGAUUUCAUUCGUAACUUAUUGUUUUGAAAUACAGAACGAAACUUAUGUUGAGAUCAUUUUUGCUUUUACAGAAUAAAUUCUAACUGAAGAAUUUUGAAUAUUAAUGACUUACUUACAAAUUUUUUCGUUAACACCAGCAUACAUUUACAUCGUUUACACUGAAUACUUUGAGAAAAUUGAAAAGAAAAUAUCUAUUUAUAUACUUUUUUAGACUAAUGUAGGCAACACAAGCUUAUUCCAGAAUAAGAUGCUGAAGCUAAGACGAAAUGACAAACUAUAGUUACGCUGUUAUAUAUUUUCUUAUCAAUAUGUAUAUUGAAAAUGUAAUUCACAGCACAAUUAUUUUAGAUAUUCUUAACUAAAAGUAAUUGUAAUAUCAAAACAACGUUGCGAAUUAAAACGCACAUGUAUUAAAAUGUGUGCCAACAGGA